AUGGACGAGAAUAAGUUAAUUGACCAACUAUUGGGUAAAGAAUACGAGCCACAAGAUGAUCCGGACGAGGUAAAGAACGAAGAUGUGUCGUUAUAUGGAUUGUUGGAUGAGGUGGCAAAUGGUAGGAGACUAAUGAACUGUUUGUUCCAUUCAUCUAUGCAAGAAGGAAAAAAGGUAGGCACCGAUAAGCUUGCUAGGAAAUGUCGACAAAUACUAAGGGUUUGGACCGAUGAGGAGAAAACUAUAACCAUGAAUUCAGGUGUUUUACAACUGGAUGGCCCAGUUUUAUUUUCCUGGAGUCAUAAUUCAGCACCCAUUUCUACACAAAAGACUGCAAAUGCAGCCCUACCCAAGGAUUCUAUGCACAAAGAAAACGACAAGGCUAAUGUCACCACUACGAGACAAUUAUUUGAUAUAGCUUCUGCAGAGAUCGAUAAAUGUAUAGCACCGAACAGCAAGAGUUGGAUGGGAGGGAAAUGUUUUGGAGAAAAUGAGCCAAGCGGCACUGAGAGCAAUAAACAUUCUUCUGCAUGGGCUAACUCGGAUUUUAAAGUAGACCCUCUACAGAAAUUCAUUGUCAAAGAAUUGCCAAAGACAAAGAAGAAACCUGACGACGAUCAAGCAAAGAAAACCAAAUCAAAAAGAAAGAGCUUUUUUGGAUUUUGGAGUCAUUCUGGUACCAAAUCAAGUUCGAAGAAGAAAUCCGAGAAGUCCAUGGAGGCCAAGGCGGAAAUCCAUGAAGAGGCAGAAAAUACUAGCCGGCCGCCGAAAGAAGAUAAUACUUUAAACGACGGGAAUACUACACAAUCAAACCAAGAGAGCACAAAUAACCAGCAGGUCAAACCCACAGAAAGCGAACCUCCAGCUGUCGACGACGGAUGUCGUGAUUAUGAUGAGUUCGGCGGAUUCGAACAAGCGUCUCUGCACGCCAGUGAUCUUCUUUCCAGUGAGCCCAGCAUUGCUAGCAUCCACUCACUGAAGCUGGGCUCAUUUGUCCCAUUGCAACCAAAGAAGAAAACUUAA
Molecule: messenger RNA, 1023 nt
Organism: Saccharomyces kudriavzevii IFO 1802
Lineage: Eukaryota; Fungi; Ascomycota; Saccharomycetes; Saccharomycetales; Saccharomycetaceae
Gene: LFT1
Product: Lft1p
Exons: 1
Coding region: 1-1023 (340 amino acids)
Source: RefSeq, a predicted model, not a curated record